AUGUGGAAACUUUUUUGCGUAACAUUAUUAGCUUGGGUGUCGUUGAAAUCUUUUACUACUGGACAAGAAUAUCUUCCACCUAAAGUAAAUACAGGAGGCGGUGGCAAAAAGCCCAUUGUUGAACCAACUCUACCAGCAAAUUACGAAUUUACUUACGACGUUCAAGACAAUGCUGUUUCCUUAGACUUUGGUCAUAAUGAAAAACGUAAAGAUGAGCGUGCUCAAGGUUCCUACCAUGUGCUUCUACCUGAUGGUAGAACUCAGCUUGUAGAAUAUGAAGCUGGUCCGGACGGUUAUCGGCCACAAAUAAUGUAUAUGGGCACAGCAACAUAUCCAUCGCAGACCGGCGGCGGAGGAGGAGACAAGUUCGAUGGAUACCAUUACAAUGCAGCUUCUAAUCGCCAAAGUACCAGACAAGCAGCGCCCCGCGGCCGGCAGCCGGGACCCGCCCCCUCGCCCGCGCCCGCGCCUCCCCUACUAUAUGUAGCAGGCAAUGCGACACAA
Molecule: messenger RNA, 504 nt
Organism: Brenthis ino (lesser marbled fritillary)
Lineage: Eukaryota; Metazoa; Arthropoda; Insecta; Lepidoptera; Nymphalidae
Source: the annotation of a GenBank genome assembly